AUGUUAUCGACAAUUAACUAUCUUUUACAGUUAUUAAUCACUUUUAUUAGUGUUAUUUGUGUUUCUCAUUCUCAUCUCGCUGGUAAAAUCAUUGAUCACGAUCGGACUGUGGUUAAUUGUGGUAAAUACAAACGAGAGGCUAAUCAACAUUCAUGUGUCCUUACACCUUUCAACCCUGAGGGACCUUAUUUUUUACCUGAUGAUUUACACCGAUCAACUAUCAAUGAACAAGAGAAAGGUAAACCCUUACACUUGGAGAUAAAUCUUGUGGAUGCAAAUGAUUGUAAACCAUUGGAAAAUAUGUUCAUUCAUAUUUGGCAUGCAAACGCCUUAGGGAUUUACUCUGGCGUGGAUAACAAUUAUAAAGUACCUAAAUACUUGAAAGGUUUAACAAUCGGUGGACCAGGAGAUUCGGGUAUGGGUCCUGGUGUUGGUCGUCCUAAAGCUAUUUCCAACAAUAGAGCAUGUAGAGGUUACCAAGUGACCAAUUCCGAGGGUCAAGUUAACUUUAACACAAUAAUUCCUGGUUGGUAUGGAGCAAGAUGUUUACAUAUCCAUGUUGAAGUUUUCCAUGGGAAUACAACAGAAUUGAACAAUAUUAUCUAUGUAACUCAGAUCUAUUUUCACCGUGAUUUGCCCUCGAAACUUUUAUGGAGUGAACCAUAUUUUCAGAAUGACCAUCAAAUUUUUUUGAAUGAUCAAGACGGAAUUUACCUGUUCCAUGGUAAUGAAACAACCGUCGAUUUGUUGGAAACUAAUGGUCAUUAUUCAACUUCGAUAACUUUUGGAAUCAACCCCAAGGCCUCAAAAAAGGACCAUCAAAAUUUAACAUCGAACAGUUUGAAAGGCAAAAAUAUCUGA
Molecule: messenger RNA, 861 nt
Organism: Panonychus citri (citrus red mite)
Lineage: Eukaryota; Metazoa; Arthropoda; Arachnida; Trombidiformes; Tetranychidae
Exons: 1
Coding region: 1-861 (286 amino acids)
Molecular function (GO): ferric iron binding; oxidoreductase activity, acting on single donors with incorporation of molecular oxygen, incorporation of two atoms of oxygen
Source: RefSeq, a predicted model, not a curated record